Otolemur garnettii (small-eared galago) is the source of this 7585-nucleotide messenger RNA. RefSeq names its product dedicator of cytokinesis 9 (gene DOCK9). Gene Ontology annotation, biological process: positive regulation of GTPase activity; small GTPase-mediated signal transduction. The transcript has 53 exons. The record is from RefSeq and is a predicted model, not a curated record. Lineage: Eukaryota; Metazoa; Chordata; Mammalia; Primates; Galagidae. Gene Ontology annotation, molecular function: guanyl-nucleotide exchange factor activity. Bases 174 to 6452 code for a protein of 2092 amino acids.
UCAUGCCUGCCCGCCCCGGAGGCUCUGCAGACCCAGCCAGGGGGCUGACCAGUUGUGCCUGGGAAGCCAGUUUCCUUUCCUUCCCCGGGCCACUGGCAUGUGUGUGCCCUGCACAGCCAGGGAUUUGCAGCUGUCCCAGUUGCAGACUUGCCGACUUGCGUUUUUAGCCGAAAAUGCAGGCUGAUAAAUACAGGACAAGUAGUAGAAGUGUUAAAAAGGAGCUGGUGAUCGAGUCCCCCCUGCAAUGCAAGGAUGCAGCUCAGGGUGAAGUGGAAGCAGAGAGCCCGUGCCCCGUGUUGGCAAAGCCAAAGCUAAUUGAGCCAUUAGAUUAUGAAAAUGUCAUUGUCCAGAAGAAGACUCAGAUCCUGAAUGACUGCCUAAGGGAGAUGCUGCUCUUCCCUUACGAUGACUUUCAGACCGCCAUCCUGAGACGUCAGGGCCGGUACAUAUGCUCAACAGUUCCUGGGAAGGCAGAAGAGGAAGCACAGAGCUUAUUUGUUACAGAGUGCAUCAAAACCUACAACUCUGACUGGCAUCUUGUGAACUAUAAAUAUGAAGAUUACUCAGGAGAGUUUCGACAGCUUCCAAACAAAGUGCCCAAGUUGGAUAAACUUCCAGUUCAUGUCUAUGAAGUUGACGAGGAGGCUGACAAAGAUGAGGAUGCCGCCUCCCUUGGAUCUCAGAAGGGUGGGAUCACCAAGCACGGGUGGCUGUACAAAGGCAACAUGAACACUGCCAUCAGCGUGACCAUGAGGUCGUUUAAGAGACGAUUUUUCCACCUGAUUCAACUUGGUGAUGGAUCCUAUAAUUUGAAUUUUUAUAAAGACGAAAAGAUCUCUAAAGAACCAAAAGGAUCGAUAUUUCUGGAUUCCUGUAUGGGUGUGGUUCAGAAUAACAAAGUCAGGCGUUUUGCUUUUGAACUGAAGAUGCAGGACAAAAGUAGUUAUCUUCUGGCAGCAGAUAGUGAAGUGGAAAUGGAAGAAUGGAUCACAACUUUAAAUAAGAUUCUCCAGCUCAACUUUGAAGCUGCAAUGCAAGAAAGGCGAAACGGAGACUCUCAUGAAGAUGACGAACAAAGCAAAUUGGAAGGUUCUGGUUCUGGUUUAGACAGCUACCUACCUGAACUUGUCAAGAAUACCAGAGAUGCUGAAAUCAAACUGAAAAGUGAAAGCAGAGUUAAACUUUUUUACUUGGACCCAGAUGCCCAGAAGCUUGACUUUUCGUCACAUGAGCCAGAAGUGAAGCCAUUUGAAGAGAAAUUUGGAAAAAGAAUUCUUGUCAAGUGCAAUGAUUUAUCUUUCAAUUUGCAAUGCUGUGUUGCCGAAAAUGAAGAAGGACCCACUACAAAUGUUGAGCCUUUCUUUGUUACUCUGUCCCUGUUUGACAUAAAAUACAACCGAAAGAUUUCUGCCGAUUUCCACGUGGACCUGAACCAUUUCUCUGUGAGGCAGAUGCUGGCCACCACAUCCCCAGCUCCUGUGAAUGGCAGUAGGCAGAGCCCGUCUGUCCUUCAGGGCAUCCUUCAUGAAGCCGCCAUGCAGUACCCGAAGCAGGGAAUAUUUUCAGUCAUGUGUCCUCAUCCCGACAUAUUUCUUGUGGCUAGAAUUGAAAAGGUCCUUCAGGGGAGCAUUGCACAUUGUGCUGAGCCAUAUAUGAAAAGUUCAGACUCUUCUAAGGUGGCUCAGAAGGUGCUGAAGAAUGCCAAGCAAGCCUGUCAAAGACUGGGACAGUACAGAAUGCCAUUUGCUUGGGCAGCGAGGACAUUGUUUAAGGAUGCAUCUGGAAACCUUGACAAAAAUGCCAGAUUUUCUGCCAUCUACAGGCAAGACAGCAAUAAGCUAUCCAAUGAUGACAUGCUCAAGUUACUUGCAGACUUUCGGAAACCUGAGAAGAUGGCUAAACUACCAGUGAUUUUAGGCAAUCUAGACAUUACAAUUGAUAAUGUUUCCUCAGAGUUCCCUAAUUAUGUUAAUUCAUCAUACAUACCCAUGAAGCAUUUCGACCCCUGUGCUAAAACUCCAAUCACAUUUGAAGUAGAGGAGUUUGUGCCCUGCAUACCAAAACACACUCAGCCUUACACCAUUUACAAUAAUCACCUUUACGUGUAUCCUAAGUGCUUGAAAUAUGACAGUCAGAAGUCUUUUGCCAAGGCCAGAAAUAUUGCUAUUUGCAUUGAGUUCAAAGACUCAGAUGAGGAAGACUGUCAGCCCCUGAAGUGCAUUUAUGGCAGACCUGGUGGGCCAGUGUUCACAAGAAGUGCCUUUGCUGCGGUUUUACACCAUCACCAAAACCCAGAGUUUUAUGAUGAGAUUAAAAUAGAACUACCCACUCAGCUACAUGAAAAGCACCAUUUGUUGUUCACAUUCUUCCACGUCAGCUGUGAUAAUUCAAGUAAAGGAAGCACAAAGAAGAAGGAUGUUGUUGAAACCCAAGUUGGUUAUUCCUGGCUGCCGCUCCUGAAGGAUGGAAGGGUGGUGACUAGUGAGCAGCAUGUCCCUGUCUCGGCUAACCUUCCACCUGGCUACCUCGGCUACCAGGAACUGGGGAUAGGCAGGCAUUAUGGUCCAGAAAUUAAAUGGGUAGAUGGAGGCAAACCACUGUUGAAAGUUUCAACUCACCUGGUUUCCACAGUGUAUACUCAGGAUCAACACUUACAUAAUUUUUUCCAGUACUGUCAGAAAACUGAAUCCGGAGCCCAAGCCUUAGGGAAUGAACUUGUAAAAUACCUUAAGAGCCUACAUGCCAUGGAAGGCCAUGUGAUGAUCGCCUUCCUGCCCACCAUCUUGAACCAGCUCUUCCGAGUCCUCACCAGAGCAACCCAGGAAGAAGUUGCAGUGAACGUGACUCGGGUCAUUAUCCAUGCGGUUGCCCAGUGCCAUGAAGAAGGACUAGAGAGCCACCUGAGGUCAUACGUUAAGUAUGCAUAUAAGGCCGAGCCAUAUGUUGCUUCUGAAUAUAAAACAGUGCAUGAAGAACUGGCCAAAUCUAUGACCACAAUUCUCAAGCCUUCUGCUGAUUUCCUCACCAGCAACAAACUACUUAAGUAUUCCUGGUUUUUCUUUGAGGUGCUGAUAAAAUCCAUGGCCCAGCAUUUGAUAGAGAACUCCAAGGUUAAGUUACUGCGAAACCAGAGAUUCCCUGCAUCCUAUCAUCAUGCAGUGGAAACCGUUGUGAAUAUGCUGAUGCCACACAUCACUCAGAAGUUUCGAGAUAACCCAGAGGCAUCUAAGAAUGCAAAUCAUAGCCUUGCUGUCUUCAUCAAGAGAUGUUUCACCUUCAUGGACAGGGGCUUUGUCUUUAAGCAGAUCAACAACUACAUUAGCUGCUUUGCUCCUGGAGACCCAAAGACCCUCUUUGAAUACAAGUUUGAAUUUCUCCGUGUGGUGUGCAAUCAUGAACAUUAUAUUCCUUUGAAUUUACCAAUGCCAUUUGGAAAAGGCAGGAUUCAGAGAUACCAAGACCUUCAGCUUGACUACUCGUUAACAGACGAGUUCUGCAGAAACCACUUUUUGGUGGGACUGUUAUUGAGAGAGGUGGGGACUGCCCUCCAGGAGUUCCGGGAGGUCCGUUUGAUCGCCAUCAGUGUGCUCAAGAACCUGCUUAUAAAGCAUUCUUUUGAUGACAGAUAUGCUUCCAGGAGCCACCAGGCAAGGAUAGCCACUCUCUAUCUGCCUCUGUUCGGGCUGCUGAUUGAAAACGUCCAGCGGAUCAACGUGAGAGAGGUGUCGCCCUUCCCUGUCAACCCAGGCAGUACUGGGAAGGAUGAAUCCCUCGCUUUACCAGCUGUGAAUCCACUGGUGACGCCGCAGAAAGGAAGCACGUUGGAUAACAGCCUGCACAAGGACCUCUUGGGUGCCAUCUCUGGCAUCGCUUCUCCGUAUACGACCUCAACUCCAAACAUCAACAGCGUGAGAAAUGCCGACUCAAGAGGGUCUCUCAUAAGCACUGAUUCGGGUAACAGCCUUCCAGAGAGAAAUAGUGAGAAGAGCAAUUCUCUGGAUAAGCAUCAACAAAGUAGCACUUUGGGAAAUUCUGUGGUUCGCUGUGACAAACUUGACCAGUCUGAAAUUAAGAGCCUGCUGAUGUGUUUCCUCUACAUCUUAAAAAGCAUGUCUGAUGAUGCUUUGUUUACGUAUUGGAACAAGGCUUCAACAUCUGAACUUAUGGAUUUUUUCACAAUAUCUGAAGUCUGCUUGCACCAGUUCCAGUACAUGGGGAAGCGCUACAUAGCCAGGAACCAGGAGGGGUUGGGACCCAUAGUUCAUGAUCGAAAAUCUCAGACAUUGCCUGUUUCCCGUAACAGAACAGGAAUGAUGCAUGCCAGAUUGCAGCAGCUGGGCAGCCUGGAUAACUCUCUCACUUUUAACCACAGCUACGGCCACUUGGAUGCAGAUGUUCUUCACCAGUCACUGCUUGAAGCCAACAUUGCCACUGAAGUUUGCCUUACGGCUCUGGACACUCUCUCUCUGUUUACAUUGGCAUUUAAGAACCAGCUCUUGGCUGACCAUGGACAUAAUCCUCUCAUGAAAAAAGUUUUUGACGUCUACUUGUGUUUUCUUCAAAAACAUCAGUCAGAAACAGCUUUAAAAAAUGUCUUCACUGCCUUAAGGUCCUUAAUUUAUAAGUUCCCCUCCACAUUCUAUGAGGGGAGAGCGGACAUGUGUUCCGCUCUGUGCUAUGAGAUUCUCAAGUGCUGCAACUCUAAGCUGAGCUCCAUCAGAACCGAGGCCUCCCAGCUGCUCUACUUCCUGAUGAGAAACAACUUUGACUAUACUGGAAAGAAGUCCUUUGUCCGGACACAUUUGCAGGUCGUUAUUUCCGUCAGCCAGCUGAUAGCAGAUGUUGUUGGCAUUGGGGGAACCAGGUUCCAGCAGUCCCUGUCCAUUAUCAACAACUGUGCCAACAGUGACCGGCUCAUCAAGCACACCAGCUUCUCCUCUGAUGUGAAGGACUUGACCAAAAGGAUACGCACAGUUCUGAUGGCCACCGCCCAGAUGAAGGAGCACGAGAAUGACCCAGAGAUGCUCGUGGACCUCCAGUACAGUCUAGCCAAGUCUUAUGCCAGCACGCCCGAGCUCAGGAAGACAUGGCUUGAUAGCAUGGCCAGGAUCCACGUCAAAAAUGGGGAUCUUUCAGAGGCAGCGAUGUGCUAUGUCCACGUUACAGCCCUGGUGGCAGAAUACCUCACACGGAAAGGCAUGUGUAGACAGGGGUGCACAGCUUUCAGGGUCAUCACCCCCAACAUAGAAGAAGAAGCCUCCAUGAUGGAAGACGUUGGGAUGCAGGACGUCCAUUUCAACGAGGACGUGCUGAUGGAGCUCCUCGAGCAGUGUGCAGAUGGACUCUGGAAAGCCGAGCGCUACGAGCUGAUUGCUGACAUCUAUAAGCUCAUCAUCCCCAUUUAUGAGAAGCGGAGGGAUUUCGAGAGGCUGGCCCAUUUGUAUGACACGCUGCACCGGGCCUACAGCAAAGUGACCGAGGUCAUGCACUCGGGCCGCAGGCUCCUGGGGACCUACUUCCGGGUGGCCUUCUUUGGACAGGGAUUCUUUGAAGAUGAAGAUGGAAAGGAGUAUAUUUACAAAGAACCCAAACUCACACCUCUAUCAGAAAUUUCUCAGAGACUCCUUAAACUUUACUCAGAUAAAUUUGGUUCUGAAAAUGUCAAAAUGAUACAAGAUUCUGGCAAGGUGAACCCUAAGGAUCUGGAUUCCAAGUAUGCAUACAUCCAAGUGACUCAUGUGACCCCAUUCUUUGAUGAAAAAGAAUUGCAGGAAAGGAAAACAGAGUUUGAAAGAUCACACAACAUCCGCCGCUUCGUGUUUGAGAUGCCCUUUACCCAGGCCGGGAAGAGGCAGGGUGGGGUAGAAGAGCAGUGCAAACGGCGCACCAUCCUGACAGCAAUACACUGCUUCCCCUACGUGAAGAAGCGGAUCCCCGUCAUGUACCAGCACCACACCGACCUGAACCCCAUCGAAGUGGCCAUUGAUGAGAUGAGCAAGAAGGUGGCAGAACUCCGGCAGCUAUGCUCCUCGGCCGAGGUGGACAUGAUCAAACUGCAGCUCAAACUGCAGGGCAGUGUGAGCGUUCAGGUCAAUGCUGGCCCAUUAGCGUAUGCCCGAGCUUUCUUAGAUGACACAAACACAAAAAGAUACCCCGACAAUAAAGUGAAAUUGCUUAAGGAAGUUUUCAGGCAAUUUGUGGAAACAUGUGGUCAGGCCUUAGCAGUAAAUGAACGUCUGAUUAAAGAAGACCAGUUAGAGUAUCAGGAAGAAAUGAAAGCCAACUACAGGGAAAUGGCAAAAGAGCUUUCUGAAAUCAUGCAUGAGCAGAUCUGUCCACUGGAGGAGAAGGCAAGCGUUUUACCGAACUCCCUUCACAUCUUCAAUGCCAUCAGCGGGACCCCAACAAGCACAAUGGUUCAUGGAAUGACCAGCUCGUCCUCGGUGGUGUGACCAUGCUUCAUGGACCACGUAGGGGACUUGCUUUCUAGUUUGCAAACUCAGGAUGAUUUCCAAAGCUAAUCACUGGGGAGAUCAAGCACAGGGAGAAGCCAGAAGGAAUGAGAGAGAAAGGAGAGAGAGGACUGUUGUUUCUUAGCAGAUUUUUUACAGGCGAUGUAAGAGGAUGCACAUAUUUUUUUAAAUCUCACCGGCAAUAUUCUAAGUUUUCAUCGUGUCUUAACAGAGGUGUGUGGUAGACACUUUUAAGCUGGAAUUAAAUUUUAUUCUUUCUUACAGAGUAGUAGUAAAAUAAGCGGCCUGAAAAAAAAGUGUUUCAGAAUGUACAUGGUAGAGAUAGCAGCACUGAAGCUGAGGCCUGAGGGGCCACAUUUUGCCUCUAGGCUGAGCUGGAAAAUCUUAAAAAUAUUUUUUCCCCCUGUGGCAUAUUCAGGUUGAAUACAAAAACUAUUUUUGUGACUAGUUUUUGAUGACCUAAGGGAAACUGACCAUUGUAAUUUUUGUACCAGUGAACCAGGAGAUUUAGUGCUUUUAUACUCACUUCCUUGCAUUUAAAAAAUAUGAAAGCUUAAGAAACUAUGUGAGCUUAAAACUAGUCAAGCAAUUUAGCACCAAAGGCCUGUAUUAAUAAACACAACUAUGCUAAAAGUUAAAAGUAGUAUGGUAUAUUGUUAUGUACAUAUAGUUUGUUAAUACAGUCUCAGUGUUCUGUACAUACCUGUAUUAUUACAUUUCUACAUUUUUUAAUACAUCAGCUUCUGCAUUAAGUUUAAUUGUGACAAAUUUGUGUUCUUAGUAUAUUCAGUACACUUCACUGUUUUAUUCUUGUACAUAAAAGAAGUGCAGUAUGGAGAUGUAUACAGUCUUUGCUAUAUUAGGUUUAUAAACAGUUUUAAAAAUUUCGUCAUUUUGCCAAAAUGGUGGAGUAUGUCAUUGGUGAAUUAUAAAUCCUGUGGUGAAUGGUGGUAUAAUUUAAAGCUUUCACCAUGUUAUAUUUUCUUUGAAGAUAUUAAUUUAGUAAUUUUAUAUUUGGGAAAAUAAAAGUUUUUAAUUUUAUUUAACUGGGAUCACUGCCCUGCUGUAAUUAAACAUUCUGUAUCACAUCUGUAUUAAAAUAACCUUGCUGA